Branchiostoma belcheri (Belcher's lancelet) is the source of this 4341-nucleotide messenger RNA. RefSeq names its product adhesion G-protein coupled receptor G7-like. Gene Ontology annotation, molecular function: G protein-coupled receptor activity. The transcript is spliced from 22 exons. Gene Ontology annotation, cellular component: membrane. The record is from RefSeq and is a predicted model, not a curated record. NCBI's taxonomy places the organism in Eukaryota, Metazoa, Chordata, Leptocardii, Amphioxiformes, Branchiostomatidae. Bases 166 to 2949 code for a protein of 927 amino acids. Gene Ontology annotation, biological process: cell surface receptor signaling pathway; G protein-coupled receptor signaling pathway.
GUGAUAUGCUAUAACUGUUAGGCCAUUUCCUGAUGUGGUCAGUUCUCUCUAUAUGCCGGUUCUAGCUACAACUGGACAGAACUGCCUUCCAUCCUAGUAUUUGAUGAGCCGAUUUUCUUCCUGAGUCUCAAGUUUAGGAGAACGCGUUGUUCGUCCUAUAAGGCCAUGUAUACUGGCGGUUAUACCGGCUAUACAGAUACAGAUACAGGCAAGAUUCUGCAUGUAAAAAUGAAACACUCGGUGUGGAUACUCGGGUUGCCUCUACUUUUCUAUUGCAGUGUGAUUUCGGCACAAGAUAUACCAACUGUGUCGAUGGUGCUACCGACAUCUUUGCCGCCAGAGGUCACCAUACGUCCUUCAGAGAUCCAGGACCUUCUAGUGGGAGAAACGGUCACAAUUACCUGUAACGCAACAGGAUUUCCCGGUAAUUUUAAGUACCAGUGGACUGUAAAUGGAAAGGUUGUACCAAAUCACAGAAGCCCUAUCUUCAGGUAUGAAGCUGUAAGUGGUGUUCACAAGGUAACGUGCAAAGUGACAAGUACAGGUGGGCAGACUGAGUCUGAGGAAAGCAUCGUGACUGUGCUACCAAAGGGUACCAUGGCGUUCCAUUCUAGCAUUAGAAUGAAUUCUAGGAACUUCACGCCUGAGAUGAGAGAUUCUAAUUCAGAGGCUUUUCAGAGCAUCAGUACAGAGGUCAAGGAAUGGUACCGGCAACAUGUGAGUCCCAGCGUUCCAGGUAACGUGUCAGUCAGAGUAAAGGAUGUAAGGCCAGGAAGUGUAAUCACAGAUCAAAACGUCAUCGUACAGGGUUAUUCGCUCCAAGAGCAAAACCUGUAUAACAACAUCUCCAUGGCUCUUAGGACAGCUGUGCAGUCUAGUAACUCUCUCGGAGUGGAUGAAGACGAUUGGACUCUCUUGAGCACAUCGAUAUGCUACAGUGAAACGGUGACUGUGCCUGAUCGAUUUCUCAAUAAUGUGACUUUAACAUUUCCAACCACUGAGCGAGACAAACACGCCUACUCAACACAACUGUGUGGAAACAACACGAGCAGUGCUGGUAUCGCGCUGGCUGUCCGAAGGUGUACCGGGGAUGUUCAAACUGGUGUCAGAUGGGCAAGCCCAGAACUGUUGAAUUGUGGGUUAGACUUGUCUAAUCUUGCACAGAUGACUGUAACUACCGACAAUGUAGCAGAAGUUGCUGCAUAUACUCAAAUCCUUACAUCUAUCGGGAGUUCCCUUAUGGUAGAAAACAUCACAGACGCUUCCACUGUCCUGGAAAACAUUGCAGACAUUCCCGGAGAUGAGAAUGUUGGCUAUUCUGUGGUCGUGUCAAUUGAUCAGAUAAUGAACGCUGAUGAUGGCGUCCUCUAUCAAAGUCAGGUCAAGGACCAGGCUCCUACUAGAAUUGUGCAAGCUCUGGAGCAGUUCAACGAUCGUGUCAAUCUGACAACAAAGCGUUUCCGCCGAAUUGAGCAAAACAUAGGCGUGGAAACUUACCAGAUCGGAGCUGCAGAACUGAUCAACAGUAUCGGAUUUGCAUCCCUUGCAAACAGUGAAGGCCUUCAAGACGAAUCGGUACGACACUACCCUAACUCAGCAUCCACCCCCAAUGAUGAAGUAGAUGCUUCCAUUGCCUUGCCUGAAGACCUUGGAUCAGUCUUGAAGAAAAAUAUAUCUGACGAUCCAACCAAUGAGGACGUUCGUCUGAGUUUUGUCAUUUACCAGAGCAGUCGGCUGUUCCAACCCAAUCAAACAGCUUCUUUCUUAGCCGGUUCGAAAACCAGGGUCAACAGCAGAAUUAUUGCCAGCAGAAUAAGUCACUUUGAGUUAAAGAACCUCUCCACCCCUGUAGUGACAAGAUACCUUCCCAUCGUUCAGAACAGCACAAACAGCACUGUGACCAACAUAAGGUGUGUCUUCUGGGAUUUCACAGCUGCAGAGGGCAGAGGAGACUGGUCAACGGAGGGAUGCGACUUUGUUAAAAUGGACAACAAAAGGAUUGUGUGCAAUUGCAGCCAUCUCACUAAUUUCGCUGUCUUGAUGGAUAUAUACGGACCGUGGCACAGCUUUACACUGGAUAUAAUCAGUAAAAUUGGGAUUGCUUUGUCCACAACAGGCCUCGCCUUCACACUCAUCAGCUACCUGGUGUUCAAGCAACUUCGUCAGACAAGGCCACAGCACAUCCUUAUGAAUCUUUGCAUCGCCUUGUUGGCAACUCUGAUUAUCUUCCUGGCAGGCAUCGAUGCUACAAACUCCCCGGUUGGCUGCACUACCGUGGCCUUUUUACUACACUACUUCCUAUUGGCCGUGUUUAUGUGGAUGGCUGUUGAAGCCUUCAACAUGUACCUUGCCUUCGUGAAGGUCUUGGGGGCACAUGUUUCUAGAUUUCUCCUUAAGGCGGCUAUCUUUGCAUGGGGUCUUCCCUUUAUUGUUGCCACCAUCACCCUUGCUGUGGAUGUACCCAGCACAUAUCCUGAUGGAAAGGAGACCUACAGGAGCACCAGUGUUUGCUGGCUACAAGGUAACCAGUUGUACUAUGGGUUCCUGUUGCCUGUGGGACUGGUGCUACUGUUCAAUACCGUUGUGUAUAUCAUGGUCAUCACCAAGCUGACUUGCGGAGGAAGGACCAAAGGGAAAGUUGAUGAUAAUAACAGCGGAGGAACAAAGCAGCAGCUGCGCAUCGCCAUUGCUGUCAUGGUGCUGGUCGGACUCACCUGGAUAUUUGGAUUCUUCAUGAUUAGCGAUGGGAGAGUUUUUUUCUCCUACUUAUUCUGCAUCUUCAACUCCUUGCAAGGAUUCUUCAUAUUUAUUUUCCACUGUCUACGGCAGAAGGAGGUACAAAACCUGUGGUUCAAGUAUUGUGGCUGUCUCUUGGGCGACUUUCGUACAACCAAGUCUACAACAGGAAAAGUCGUCAUCCAACCAAAACGGUUCCAGUGCGGAGAGUAACUUACGGGGAGAGCGGAGGGACAACACGCCGGAGUCAGUGCCUAUGGAGGUUUAUAUUGAAUAGUGCAUAAGGGUUAUCAGAAGGAUCGUGUAGCUUAACGGUAGAGUGUUCGUCUCAGAAUCAAGAGUCCCGGGUUCGAACCACCGAUCCUGUGUCUUUUGGGAAAGGCACUUUACACGAAUUUUUUUCACUUAUUCAAGUAAACAUGAGUAUUUUACUGAGCUCUGAGUCGGUGUUGACAUAAAAUCAAGUCGAUAAAACUUGAAGCUGUCGUCGCCACGUCUUGUGUAACAGUAUUCAAUAAAUAAAUGAAUAAUUUAACCGAACGUGUUUAUUAUUUGAAUCAGGAAGACAUCACCGCAAUACUCAAGAGCAUAGAAUCCGCCAUGAUUGUAGUUCAGCUAACGUAUAGAAGCCGAUGUGCAUUUUACAGUAAAUUACAAUUUGUAAGAUAGUAAAUGAAUAAUUAUUUGCCAUUAUUUUAUGUUAACUAAAUUAUCCCAUGAGGUAUUGGAAUAGUGCAAAGACAUUAACGAAAAGAAUCUGCCAAGUUUGUACUUUAUAUAAAGUAUAGAAGCGGGUGUACUUUUUAAUGUUUUUCGAUCCCACUCUACUGCUUGUGUUUAGUUGUGUUUUACCGCUCUGAUUUGCCCCAACCAUGGCUAACAUCGAAGUGCAUCGUUCACUGGAAAGAGCUCAUAUCUGUUCACAACUAAUUGUAAGUAUAGCGUAAUAGCACGUUACUUGCUCUUGUGCGCACCUAGACGGUCCACCUGACCGCAGGAAUGCACAUCGCCACCGCCUAGGUGGCAGCCAGAGACAGCCAAGACUUACACGACCGUAGGGCACAGCCUAUACCAUUUCGAGGUACCAUUGAAAUAAAUGAAACAUGUAAGAAAUAAGCUGUUCAAAAUCACGUACUUGAGUGUUCAACUAUUGAAAACUCACAUUGGCAGGGUAGCUCAACCUCAAAUUUUUGUCCAUGUAGCCAAAAUUCUUAUUUUUGAAUCGACACAAACUUACCGUAAGACGGCCACAAUGACCUCUAACCCCCUGAACUCCACCAAACGCAACAAUAUAUAGCAUCACUUCUAGGGCUCAAUCCAGCAUCAAAAACAGGCCUAGAAGCCUUUUUCAAGGAAAUAAAAAGACCCCCAGCUGCAAAACGCCAGCAAUUAGCAAGAUAUUCCAAGGAAAGGCUGUUUACAGUUGGUUUGGCUGCUAGUAGAGUAGCUAUUUUUUUCCAUUAAACCAUUGUAACAUGGGGCAACUUUAAUAUUGAUGGGCUACAUGUACAUGUAACUAGCUUUUGGCUUAGGUUGCUGAUUGGGCUACAUGAGAAAAACAAGUAUUUCGAACCCUGAUGAGUGACUAUAUUUACUGACUGAAAG